Messenger RNA from Lachancea lanzarotensis, 1410 nucleotides. RefSeq names its product LALA0S08e04192g1_1. Gene Ontology annotation, cellular component: fungal-type cell wall. The transcript has a single exon. NCBI's taxonomy places the organism in Eukaryota, Fungi, Ascomycota, Saccharomycetes, Saccharomycetales, Saccharomycetaceae. Gene Ontology annotation, molecular function: acid phosphatase activity. The record is from RefSeq and is a predicted model, not a curated record. The coding region runs from base 1 to 1410 and encodes 469 amino acids.
AUGAACUCUGUGUCACUAGUUCUCUUGGCAGCUGCCUUGGCAAACGCUGCGCCAGCCACUACGGAUAAGCAACAAACUUUUGCAGAUGUGUCGAAAAUUGGCACCCAAGAAGACAUUUUCCCAUACUUGGCAGGUUCUGCUCCACACUUUUCGUACCCGCUGAGCUACGGGGUGUCCAAAGAAGUCCCUGAUCAAUGUGUCCUCCAACAAGUGCAAUUGUUCGCUAGACACGGCGAAAGAUACCCAACUAACAACACAGGCGCGUCCCUCACCACCCUGUACAAGAAACUGAAUAACUACUCGUCCAAGUUUUCAGGUGCUCUAGAGUUUCUGGACGAUGACUACGAAUUCUUCUUGCCAGACCCAAGCAAUUUCGAAGAAUUGACCACCUGGAACAACAUUUUGGAUCCUAUAAACCCAUACGUCGGCGAGUGGGAUGCACAAAAACACGGUCGUGAGUUCUUCCAGCAGUACGGCGAGCUUCUAAAAAACAAGACCUCCUUUCCUAUCUUUACAUCCAACUCCAAGAGAGUUCACGACACCGCCAAAUUCUUCGGUGAUGCUCUGGGAGACAAAUUCAACAUUAGCUACCAAAUCAUCGAUGAGGAUCCCUCCAUGGGAGCAAACUCAUUGACUACUUUGAAUUCGUGUGCCACCUACAACAAAACCGCCAAAGCAGACGUGUACUCCAAGUUCACCACCAAAUACCUAUCUGAUAUCGCUAACAGAUUGAACACUGAAAACAAAGGCCUAAACUUGUCCAAAUCCGAAGCCAAUAGUCUAUUCGCCUGGUGCGCUUACGAAAUAAACGUCAAGGGCUACAGUAACAUGUGCGAUGUUUUUACCGACGAGGAAUUGACCUACUACGCGUACAACGAUGACAUGACGAGCUACUACUAUCACGGUCCUGGUAACCCAUUAGGUAUCACUGUCGGUGGUGUCAACUUCAACGCUUCCGUGGAGCUUUUGAAACAGCACAAAGAAUUGGACAACAAGGUGUGGUUGAGUUUCACUCACGACACUAACGUCGUCAACAUCCUAGCUGCUAUCGGUAUUUUCGACCCUGGGCACCCUAUGCCUGCAGAGUACAUUGCCAUUAAAGAUCACAUUUACCACAAGUCUUGGAUGGUUCCUCAAGGUGCUAGAGUCUACACUCAGCUGUAUCAAUGCUCCAACCAAACCUACGUCAGGUACGUGGUGAACGACGCUGUGAUUCCAAUUGAGAAGUGCUCUUCCGGUCCAGGUUUGUCUUGUGAAUUGAGCAAGUUUGUUGACUACGCUGAGUCCAGAUUGAACGGUACUGAUUACGUUUCUUCUUGUAAGACCAACACUACCAGCAACCAAACCUCGUUAACUUUCUACUGGGACUACCAACAGAAGCAUUAUGAUGCUCCUUUGGGCUUGUUCUGA